AAGCGGAAAAUGAAGGAUUACAAAAAAAAGUUAUGGAGCGCAGCCUAAUCGGCUCAGGUCUGUGUCACGCUGCUGCGCAGUUUCCCAGCUUCUGUUUGAGAGCCGAGGAGGACACGAAAGAGUCCGGCGGAAGUAUUUGAGAGCCAAACCGAAGCGCUCGUGCGGUUUUAGAGAAUGUUCAGGUGUGUUUUCCCGUCUCUAAGGACUGUGUGUUGUUGAUGUCACCACGGAGGAGGGCCGGCGAAGCGGACAGGUGCACGGCGUGAAUUUCCCACAGAGGAUUUUUUUUUUUUUUUUUCAAAAUAAAAGCGUUACUUUUAACUUUGCAUUAUUUCCCCUCGCUCUGACUGAGUCUAAAUUUCCUUUGGAUAUUUGAGGAGGUUCCGGUGCGCGGUGGGGCUUUUGCGCACACUCGGUCGGUGGCCAUCAGCGGGUUAACGGGGAGGCAGAAGGCGCUGCUGUUUGUUAAGUUGCUCUGAACCCCGCGGAGCAUCCGAAACGAGCCUCCCGCUCCUCUGCGGCACUGCGCGCUCACAGACAGAUGAUGCUCGGGUGACUGGACGGAUUUUUUUCCAUAGAGAACGCAAGGAUCCAAACCUACACAGCUUUGGGGGGGGAAAAAUAAAGAGUUUGUUCUGGAAUAACUUCUUUAUUCUGCGAUGCUGCGCUCCCGCGUCGUCGCGCUGUAGUAGGAGGUUGCUUUUGAAGGACAGCUGUUCAUGGACGUCGGGGUUUCGCGCGCGCCGCCAGCGAUGUCCAAGACACUGAAGAAGAAGAGGCACUGGUCCGCCAAGCUGCAGGAGUGCGCCGUGUCGUGGGGGGGAUCCGGGGAGCUGGUGUCCGUGGUGGAGGUGCGCGGCGGCGCUGAGCUGGGAGAGUUCCCCUACCUUGGACACAUGGUCAUGGACGCGCUGGUGUGCCACGCCGGGAGGCUCCCAAGCAGCGGGGACGUCCUGCUGGAGGUGAACGGCACGCCGGUGAGCGGGCUCACCAACAGGGACACUCUGGCCGUCAUCCGCCACUACCGGGAGCCAGUCCGCCUGAAGACCGUGAGACCAGGUAAGGUGUUGAAUACUGAUUUGCACCACUACCUCAGUCUGCAGUUCCAGAAGGGCUCCGUGGACCACAAACUGCAGCAGGUCAUCAGAGACAACCUGUACCUGCGCACCAUUCCCUGUACCACUCGGCAGCCCAGAGACAAGGAAAUUCCAGGAGUGGACUACAACUUCAUCACUGUGGCGGAGUUCCGGGAGCUGGAGGAAAGUGGGAUGCUGCUGGAGAGUGGCACCUAUGAUGGUAAUUACUAUGGAACCCCGAAGCCUCCUGCUGAGCCCAGCCCUGUCCAGCCAGAUUUGGUGGACCAGGUACUGUUUGAUGAGGAUUUUGACACGGAGGUCCAGCGAAAACGGACAACCUCAGUCAGUAAGAUGGACAGGAAGGACAGCGCUGCUCCAGAGGAGGAGGAGGAAGAGGAGAGACCCCCUAUGGUCAACGGUGUUGGAGAGCACAAGGACAAAGCGGACUGGAGGAGGACCGUGCCCAGCUACUCCCAAUCGGCAGGCGCCAUGGACUGGCGAGCUUGGGGCAGUCAGGAUGAAAGUCAGGAGCCCCUGCCUAAAAACUGGGAGAUGGCCUACACAGAGACGGGCAUGGUCUACUUCAUAGAUCAUAACACCAAAACCACCACCUGGCUGGACCCCCGCCUUGCUAUGAAGGCCAAACCUCCCGAGAAGUGCGAGGAAGGAGAGCUGCCCUAUGGCUGGGAGCGGAUCGAGGACCCCCAGUUUGGGCCCUACUAUGUUGACCACAUCAACCAGAAGACCCAGUUUGAGAAUCCAGUAAUGGAGGCUAAGCGGAAGCUGAGCACGGACCCGCCCACUGGUGCAUCACCGCAGCCAGAAGCAGCUGCACCUCCAGAAGUGAUGGAGCCGCCUGCUCCCGGAGCGCGGGGUUUCACACGGGAUCCAUCCCAGCUGCAUGGCACCUUCGUGCACACGACCCUCAAGAAGAGUCUCCACGGAUUUGGCUUCACCAUCAUCGGCGGGGACAGACCUGACGAGUUCCUCCAGGUCAAAAAUGUUCUUCCAGAUGGUCCCGCUGCUCACGACAAAAAGAUCGCCUCAGGUGAUGUGAUUGUGGAGAUUAACGAGGCCUGCGUGUUGGGGAAGACUCACGCCGACGUGGUGCAGAUGUUUCAGUCCAUCCCAGUCAACCAGUACGUGGACAUGGUCCUGUGCCGGGGCUACCCACUGCCCGAGGACUCCGGCAGUAACGAGGAGUCAGCAGGUGGCGCCGCGUCUUCCACGGACACCUCUCUGCCUCCGUCCACCUCCACUCCGCAGGAUCCCCACUACACGAUCCCAGACGGGGCGAAUGUCUCUCGGCAGGUUGCCUCUGUGCCGCCCAUCAGCAACGGACGUCUCAACCAACCUCACCCCGUCCAUCAACACCUCCCUCAAGCCCAAGACGCUCCUGACCCGACUCUUUUGCAGCCAGAGCUAGUGAGCGUUCCGCUGGUGAAAGGUCCAGGGGGCUUUGGCUUCGCCAUCGCAGACUGCCCCCUCGGACAGAAGGUGAAGAUGAUCCUGGAUGCACAGUGGUGCCGCGGCCUGUUGAAGGGCGACGUCAUCAAGGAAAUCAACAGACAAAAUGUUCAAACCUUGAGUCAUUCCCAGGUGGUGGACAUCCUGAAAGACCUAGCCGUGGGCAGCGAGGUCAGCGUGUUGGUGCUCAGAGGAGGUCAGACAUCUCCUGUGAAAUCACUAAAACCUGUCACAGCGCCCGUGUCCCACACCGUUUCGCAGCCUGUCCUUGAACAAGCGCCGCUUCCUGUUCCCCAGCAGCUACCCCACCCACCCUCACACCACCACCUCCAGCAGCAGCAGCAGGAGAUGAUCAGCAGCACUGAGACCCUCACUCAGUCCGACGUGACUCCCAACUCUCUCCCCGUCUCCAGCGGCACCUUGCGCUCAUCUUCGCCCAAACCAGACGCCUCCGAGCUCUACCUCAGGUCCAAAGCCAUCCUGGACAGCAAGCCACCAAACACAAAAGAGCUGGAUGUGUUUAUAAAAAGGAACCAGGAGUCUGGUUUCGGCUUCAGGGUUCUGGGAGGCGAGGGCCCGGAUCAGCCUGUUUACAUCGGCGCCAUCGUCCCCUACGGCGCAGCCGAGAAGGACGGGCGCCUGCGGGCCGGAGACGAGCUUCUCUGCAUCGAUGGAAUACCAGUCAAGGGCAAAUCUCACAAGCAGGUUUUGGAGCUGAUGACCAACGCCGCCCGCAACGGCCACGUCAUGCUCACAGUCCGCAGGAGGCUGGCACACGCAGACGUAGCUGGGGAGGAAGCGAAUGGUCCGCAGUCACAGCAGGUCAGCAGCUCCCCGAAGAUGCCCCGCGUUGAGGCACCCAACAGUGGACUGCCCACUCGACCCGAGAGCUUCGAUGUCACUUUGCAUCGCAGGGACAACGAAGGCUUCGGCUUCGUCAUCCUCACCUCGAAGAACAAGCCCCCGCCUGGAGUCAUUCCUCACAAAAUCGGCCGCAUCAUUGAAGGCAGCCCCACCGACCGCUUAGGCCAGAUGAAGGUGGGGGACCGCAUCUCUGCGGUCAAUGGGCUCUCCAUCAUGGAGCUGUCGCACAACGACAUCGUUCAGCUCAUCAAGGACGCCGGCAACACGGUCACCCUCACUGUGGUGCCCGAGGACGACAACGCCCCUCCCUCCGGAGCAAAUUCAGCGAAGCACAGCCCGUCGGCCCAUCACCGAGCUGUGGGGCAGCAGCCUGCAAACCAUCAGGACAGAAACGGAGAUGCUGAAGUCAAGAAUGGCGUCUCGCCGGCCGAGAUGGGAGCUCUUAUCCCAUCAGGACCCAAGCAGGGCUGCUUUGUGGUGGAGUUGGAACGAAGCCAGCGCGGUUUCGGCUUCAGUCUGAGAGGAGGGAAGGAGUAUAACAUGGGUCUGUACAUCCUGCGUCUCGCUGAGGAUGGGCCAGCCCUCAAAGACGGCAGGAUUCACGUUGGUGACAAGAUUGUGGAGAUCAAUGGCGAGCCCACUCAGGGCAUCACACACACUCGGGCCAUUGAGCUGAUCCAAGCAGGAGGCAACAGAGUUCACCUGCUGCUGCGACCCGGACAGGGCCGGGUCCCGGACCACACUUCAAAAGGCAAAGCCUCCAUUCCAACGUCAAGCUUCCCCAGACUCUCUGCAUCCGAAGAGCAGCCGACCUCUCCGUCUUCAUCCUCCUCCAAAACCUCCACCCCCAAUGAGAUCGCCAGCGCGGAGCGCAGGGUGGCCGGAUCCCCGGGGGGCGAGCAGGACUACAGGCGCAACAUCAGUCCCAGCAGGAGGGCGAACAGGAGCGACUCCAAGUCAACCAGUCCCAAAAGAGCCAACGAGGGCGUGACGGUUCACGCCGAGCGGUCCCACAGUGGAUCCAUGGAGGAUAUGAGCAGGGAGAGACAGGUGGAGAACCGUUCCAGGAGUCCGAGGAAGGGCUCCAAGAGGGAUCAGGAAACCUUCCAGCCUUCCAGGCACCUGGAAGAGCCCUCCAGCCCCAGGCGCCCAGGUGGGCAACAACCCAGUGCUGAAGUGAAGGACCGGAGGCUGCAGGGGGAGGACGCCAGCACCACAGAGUGCGGGGACAGAAGCUGGGAGAAUGCAGAGAACGCCCACAGACGAGCAAAGAAGGCCGAGAAGGAAGCUGCCCCCAAGUCCCACAGGGACAGGGCCGGCUCUGACGCCGGAACGCUGAACCAGAGGAGCGCAAGGGAGAGGGCCGACAAGCACCAGGGCGCCAACGGAGACGUAAGCAGGAGGGACCCAAGGGGCUCCAGCAGUAGCGCCCAGGACCCCAACUGCAACGGGACCGCCACCAGCAAGAAGGCUCCCAUCACACCCGGACCAUGGAAGGUUCCCAGUUCCGCCAAGGUUCAGUCCCAAACAGAACCGGCUUACGCAGACGUCUGACGCUGAGAGCAGAGGGAGGUUUUCAGCGGACAUUUAUCACUGUGCAUCCGUCAUCCCUUUGCCUCAGACAGAUCUGCUGAGCUGUAAAUACAUGAGUUUCUUACGCUGCAGCGCCGUGUGUGACUCUGAAUGUGUGUGUGUGUGUGUGUACAACUAACAGAUUCUGAGUGGGAUUGUUUGUUUUUAUUGUCUUAUUUGGUGCCAAACUGGUUCUAAAGACGCUGCUCUUGACAACACUCACUGUGAAACGCACCAUCGAGACCUGGAAAGGAUGAAGGCAUUCUUGCACUGCAGAUUUUAUACCAAGAAUGGAAGAUAGAUGAAGGAAAAGGGAGUUUUCUCCUACAUUUGUCUGAAAGAGAGAGAAAAAAAAAGUCUUGUUUUUUGUUAUUUAGUUUAUUUUAUCUUGCAUUUAUAAAAUGAAGACAUAAGUUUGGGCGGAAAACAAGCCCGAAGCUUUAUAUGCAUCGACAAGCAGACCAGAAACUUGUGGCUCUAGAUCAAAUGUUUGUUACAAAUGUGACAAUAAUAAUGUAAUUUAUUAUUCAAGUUGUUGUUUGUGCACAUGUCCUUGUUAUGAAGAAGCAGGUCGUUUACUGGAAACCGAGUCGUUGACUGUUAAACUGCACUGUGUGUACAUAUAUUAACAGGCUAGUAUAUAAUGUGAAUUUUGGGCGUAUUUAACUAGCCUUUACAUAAUGGAGCCUGAUUGAUUCAAAUAAAAAACACUACUCUGCCUUUCUAUUCGUGUAAACAUCUAAGACAUAUUUUAAUCCUGAAUGUAGGCGGCAAAUUUGAAUUUAUUGCAAUUUGGCCUCAUUUUGGUCACGAUUUUUGUUUACUGCCUGAUAUUAGCUGAGAACACAACGCCGGAUCUUCUAGAAAAAUAAAAGUCAAGCGAUGCUCAUUAUUCUGGGAUUUGAAGUUCUUACAUUAAAAGCAAUAGUGGGGCGGUUCUGAAGACCAAAUGUAGCAUUUCUGUGUUCCUCUGUGGACUUCCAACACUCGCAGCCGAACCUUGAUCAGCCUGCCUGCUUCAGGAUGAAUCAAAGGGACCGGUGACUGUACCAUCACUGUUCAUGUCAUUGUUGUGUAUGACACUGUGGCCUUGCGUUGCUCUGACAUUGUUCUACAGAAAAAAGAAAUAGUUUUUUGGCAUCAUCAUAGUUGUAAAUGUCUAUAAAUUGUACAGCACCUGUAUAAAUAUAUCUGCCUUCAUUCAGAGAAAGAGAUAAAGUAAUCCUCUGUAAAUCGUUUUAUUAUUUUUUUAAGGGAAAUAAAGAGAGAAUAUUAUAUAAAAUGGGAUUUAAAGAGGUGAUGAAGUCAUGGCAAUUUGGUCAUUUACUCAUAAAUAAAGAUUUACUGGUUAAACCUGA
Oryzias latipes (Japanese medaka) is the source of this 6337-nucleotide messenger RNA. RefSeq names its product membrane associated guanylate kinase, WW and PDZ domain containing 3a (gene magi3a). NCBI's taxonomy places the organism in Eukaryota, Metazoa, Chordata, Actinopteri, Beloniformes, Adrianichthyidae. The record is from RefSeq and is a predicted model, not a curated record. Gene Ontology annotation, molecular function: protein binding. Gene Ontology annotation, biological process: signal transduction. Gene Ontology annotation, cellular component: cell-cell junction; cytoplasm.